Molecule: messenger RNA, 3399 nt
Organism: Sclerotinia sclerotiorum 1980 UF-70
Lineage: Eukaryota; Fungi; Ascomycota; Leotiomycetes; Helotiales; Sclerotiniaceae
Exons: 3
Coding region: 1-3399 (1132 amino acids)
Molecular function (GO): nucleic acid binding; catalytic activity
Source: RefSeq, a predicted model, not a curated record
AUGCCCCCUUCGCCCACAAGGGAGAGAAAGGAAAUCAAAAUCAGAACGCCAGACAAUCCGGAAGAUAUACCUCGAAAACAGAAACUCUAUGGCAAUCAAGCCAUCAAGGCACUCUUUGAACUCCAAAACUUCCCAAACAACGCCAUCCUACUAGGCGACUUCAACCUCCACCACCCCAACUGGAAUCCCCUCCAUCCAUCCCCUUCAACGCUAGCCGAACCCUUUGUAGAAUGGUCAAACUCCCGGAAUCUACACCUCAUCUCCCCAAUCGGAACUCCUACUCACUCAAAGGGAAACGUCUUGGACCUCACCUUCCUCUCAGGGCCCUAUACAGCGUAUACCGCCCUCGCUGAACAACUAGAGUGCACCUCAGAUCACAGCACCCUAAAAACCUACCUUCACUGGAAUUACCGAAGCCAAAAGCCUGCAAAGAAACUCAAGCUAAAUACAUUGAAUGAAACGCUCUUUAAAGACCUACUAGAAACUAAUCUCACCAACAUUGCAGCUAUCCCCAGGACACCCUCUCUAAGAGACCUAGAUCAAGCCGCAUCAUCCCUUACACAAGCCCUUACAAAAGCCUAUACAGGAUCUGCAAGAAGAUCCAUAAACGGGCCCCUUCAACAACCUUGGUGGAACAAGGACUGUAUAAAGGCUGUGUAUAAACAUAGAAUCACCAAUACACCUACAUCCAAACGCUCUCUUCGGAAAACAGUCCGAAAAGCAAAACACACCUUCUAUAUUACGAAAGUGGAUAAAGUAGAAGAUAUAAACGAUGUAUAUCGAAUGGCCAAAUGGCAUCAAUCCACAGGAAUAUACCGUACCCCCCCUUUAGCAGAUCUAUCAAAACAAACCAUUGCAAAUACUAUCGAAGAGAAAAGGGAAACCUUCGCCAACAACCUACUGACAAACCUAGCCGAGGUUGACGACAUCCCGUUCGAUACCCCUACAGCCCCAAGUAGAUCUAUCACCUUCCCUGAUAUAGCUAUACAAGAUAUAGAGCUGGCCAUUCUAAAAGCAGGGAACACAGCACCUGGCGCAGACGAAAUCCCAACAAAAAUCCUACAAGUCGCAUGGCUACAGAUAAAAGAAGUAACCCUAUCCCUUUUCAAAGGCUGUCUACACCUAGGACACCACCCAAAAUGCUUCCGAUUAGCUACCAUCGUAAUCAUCCCUAAACCCAACAAGCCAGAUUAUACCAACCCAAGAUCAUACCGACCAAUUGCCUUGCUCUCGGUCCUAGGCAAAGGCCUCGAAAGACUCAUUGCGAAGAAGGUAUCAUGGCUUGCUCUAAACUACCAAGUCCUAGCGAACCAGCAGCUCGGAGCUCUACCCUUGCGAUCCUCAGUGGACCUCACCACUUGCGUUACACACGACAUUGAGGCAUCCUUAAAACAAGGGUUAAAGACCACCCUGCUCACAAUGGAUGUAAAAGGUGCUUUUGACGCAGUGCUACCAGGAAGACUAGUGAAUCGCCUUCGGGAACAAGGAUGGCCAAACAACCUGGUUAGAUGGGUUCAGUCCUUCGCCACUAAUCGAUCCAUCAAGAUCCGACUAGACGGCGAGACUGGCCCGGAAACAAAGCUAGAAUGCGGUCUUCCUCAAGGUUCACCGAUCUCCCCGAUCCUGUUCAUGCUCUACAUCGCGCCUCUCUUCUGGAUGGGCAAACCACAGAGCAGAUUCGGAUAUGCAGACGAUAUCGCGAUACUAGCGACAUCAAACUCACUACAGACAAACUGCGAUUCUCUAAAAAUGGAUAUGCAAGAAACUCUCGAAUGGGGAAAAACCGAAGGUAUCACUUUUGACCCCAAGAAAUCUGAGCUUAUACACUUCUAUAAAGGACACCGAACACUAACGGAUACCCCUGCAAUACACACCGGAUCUAUGAAUAUAGAGGUCAAACCUGGCCCGCUCAAAUGGCUCGGAGUCCACUUCGAUAGGAAACUAUGCUUCAAACCACAUGUCCAGAUCCUCGCAGCCAAAGCCCUCAAGGGAGCCAACGCACUGAGAUCCCUCAGCAAUACACACCGAGGGAUACCCCCAUAUCUCACCAGGAAAGUGGCUGAAGCCUGCAUACUCAAAAAGUGCUAUUUCGCCUCGGAAACGUGGUGGCCAGGCCGAACCAGAACAAAGAAGAAUGCCCUAAACAACCCGAUCUCGAUCUCAAAUGUAGUGGACAGCCAUCUAAGCUUACUCAACAAAGUGGUAAUCACCUGUACAAGGGCAAUCCUCCCAGUAUACAAAACCACAAACACAGCAGUACUCUACGAGGAAGCCAAACUCAGACCAUCCGAGAUCGAGCUAAACCUGAUUUCACAAUUAUAUGCGGCACGAACCACCAGACUAGACCUUUACCAUCCUCUCAGGAUCAGAGCAGAGAACAUAACCAAAGCCAGAGAAUAUAACCGCACCCCAGAUACAAGAUUCGCAAGGCUCAUCACAGCAUUACCGGAGACUGAACACAUAAACCCCUUGGCCUUCCCACCCUGGGAAAUCAGAGAGUCGAGGGCAGAGGCCGAGGCCCGCAUCAAUGGUCCGAUGGGCAGAACGAAGGCACAAGCAGCCGAAGACUUCAAAGCCUUCCACGCCAAGAUCCCAAGAAGCGAUAUACAAAUCUUCUCGGAUGGCUCAAAAAGUGAAAGCAAGGAUGGCGCAACUGGGGGCGGAUUCGUAAUCUCACAAUUCGAUAUUCAGAUAGCACAUCAUUCUUUCUCAUUAGGCACAAAUGCAGAAGUGUUCGAUGCAGAAGCCACAGCCGCAGUAGCAGGGGCAGCAAAAGCCCUCACUCUAGCAUCAACCAAACUGGCCACAGAUCUCUGGAUCUUCUUAGACAACCACGAGGCUGCUCUCCGAUUAGGAUCCCACUUCAAUGGUUCCUCACAGAGAGUCUUUGAAGACUUUCUGAAGCUCACACAAGCUUGGGCUGAAGGAACAAAACUCCCCUUUCCCCUCAACCCGAUCUGUACGCUAGCAUCCCUAAAAAGAAUGAUCAGAACAAGGGCCAACAAAGCAGACGAACAAUUAUGGAAUACAGUCAGCCCACAAUACUACAAAGAUCUCCAAUUCAACCACACUUCUAAUACAGACACCCUCUCUCUGAAGAGAGCCACACUCCACCAUAUUCUCGCUAUCAGAUCACAGCAUGGCGACUUCGCAGCAUACCAUGAACGCUUCAAUCACACUACAGCCCACGUCCAUUGCUCGUGCGGUAAAAGGAAAACUCCAUUACACUUUUUCUUUUGCAAAAAAGGAAAAGCCUUCAAAGCGCUCACAAAGAGCCCCCCCUCCGAAGCUAUCCCCUGGCUUCUAAGAAAUCCCACCGGUAUAGCCAAACUAGCCGAAUGGCUAGAAUACACCAAGUUCUACACAAAAAUCUGCCCGUGGCACACAGGUGCAAGAUAA